Messenger RNA from Nymphalis io (European peacock), 1561 nucleotides. Its product is annotated as sodium channel protein Nach-like. Gene Ontology annotation, molecular function: ligand-gated sodium channel activity. The transcript is spliced from 11 exons. The record is from RefSeq and is a predicted model, not a curated record. Gene Ontology annotation, biological process: sodium ion transmembrane transport. Gene Ontology annotation, cellular component: membrane. The coding region runs from base 194 to 1561 and encodes 455 amino acids. Lineage: Eukaryota; Metazoa; Arthropoda; Insecta; Lepidoptera; Nymphalidae.
AAUUGUAAAAAUUCAUUCUUUUGUUAGAAGUGUGUGGAGUAUCGCAGUUUUUAUCAGCGUCAUUUGCGCCGCAUUCUUUGUCUUCACAGCGUAUAAGUGGUAUGCUAGAAACCCUAUUGUUACCGUAAUAGAAAGUACUCAAGGUGCUAUCUGGGAUGUUCCGUUUCCUGCAGUAACAGUAUGUGAUUUAAACAUGAUAUCAAGACAAGCUGCCCUUGCCUUUUCUACUAACAUAACUCUUCCGGAAAAUAUGACCUCAGAUUUUAUAUUCAAGACCCUGAAGUUCGCUCCUUUAAUACAUUCCACAACUUACGCCAAUUCAUCACAGGUGAGGGACCUCCACAAGCUGCAAGACGUUUUGGACCUUAACGAUAUCUCUGUAGAAAAUCUAUUUCGAAUGCUUUCUCCGAUGGCGUCCUGUAGCAACUUAAUCGAGCGAUGCAUGUGGAAGAACACGCUGUACCGCUGCGAACAGAUCUUCCAGCACAUAUUUACUGGUGUAAACCUCUGCUGCACCUUCAAUUAUUAUGCUGUUGAUGAUCCUGAUAAUGAGAUUAGAUCGUUUCGUUUUCCAACGCCGAGGCGAGUUGCCUCCUGCGGCUAUCAGACUGCCCUAACCAUAAUUCUGAAAACUGAUCCGUCUGAUUAUUAUAGUACUAGCUUUGCUUCACUCGGCUCAUUGGUGUUCAUAGACAAUCCAUACAACGUCCCGGACCUGGAUUCGCCCGUUCGUAUGGCGAAUCCGGCCACCGAAGUGAUGAUUGCCGUGUCCCCGGAACGGACUUACACAACGCCCGGCAUUAAGUCAUUUCAAGCUGAAGAGAGAAAUUGUUACUACAAUGAUGAAGUACACCUAGCGAACUUCCAUCAUUAUUCGUUUCACAAUUGUAUGGCGCUGCGUAAGGUACAAAUAUUGAUGAAUACAUGUAAUUGUGUUCCCUUCUUCUUCCCGCAAAAAGAUUACGGAAGAAUUUGUAAUUUUCAUGACAUCGAGUGCCUGGAAAAAAUAAUAAGUCCAAGUUGGCUUAACGAAGAAACUGAUAAUGAUAGUUUAAAGGAUAACCGCUUCAAUAAUUUGGUUAAAUGUAUGCCAGAGUGUGAACACUACGAUUAUCCAUUGGAAGUGGCUUUGGGAAAGCUAUCUAAAAAGAUUCCGUUGAGCGCGACGUCAUUGUUCGACAACAUUUUUCUAGAGAAUCGUUCGGUUGUAAAUGUCUUCUUCAACGAUUUGGUUGCUACGCGCUACCGUCGAGAUGUUUACUUGAACUGGCAGAACAUACUAGCGGCUUUCGGAGGUCUCCUUAGCCUCAUGCUGGGCUUUACACUCAUUUCAGGAUUUGAUUUUAUAUUAUUUUUCUCAUUCAAAGUAAUAUACGAUUCCAUAUCAAGAUUCUUUAUCGACGAAGAGAUUUAUGAUUCACCAUUAAAUGGACCUAAAGGUUUUAUUUUAAAUAUUAAUGAACACAAGAAAGACAACUGGGUGAAGAAGGCGAAGAAAACUAAGUUACACAAAGAAAUGGAAAAGAAAAAUAAACUCGAACUAUACAUAAAUCGAUACUAG